AUGCGCUCGGCAUUGUCGCUGUCCCUGGCGGCACUGGGCCUAUUGGGAUCGGCGAGCGCCUUUCCCCAUCCCCAGCCUGAGACGGAGGCUGUUUUAAGUGCGCGCGCUGGGAGCCAAGGGAAGGCUAACGCCGUGAAGGAGGCUUUUCAACAUGCGUGGGAUGGUUACAUGAAAUAUGCUUUCCCUCACGAUGAGUUACACCCCGUCUCCAACGGACAUGGGGAUUCACGGAACGGAUGGGGCGCAUCAGCGGUCGACGCGCUUUCGACCGCUAUCAUCAUGGGCAAUGCAGAUGCAGUCAACACCAUCCUCGACCACAUUGCCAAGAUCGACUAUACUCAAACUAAUGACCAAGUCAGCUUGUUCGAGACCACGAUUCGCUACUUGGCUGGUAUGCUGUCUGGCUAUGAUUUGCUAAACGGGCCAGCUUCCGGUCUGGUCUCAGACCAGAGCAAGGUGGACACUUUGCUGACCCAGUCUAAGAACCUGGCCGAGGUGUUGAAGUUUGCGUUUGACACCCCAUCCGGAGUGCCGUACAAUAACCUCAAUAUCACUUCGAAAGGAAACGACGGUGCCACGACCAAUGGCCUCGCCGUGACGGGAACUCUGGUGCUGGAGUGGACUCGUUUGUCCGACUUGACCGGCAACGACGAGUAUGCCAAUCUCAGCCAAAAGGCAGAGUCGUAUCUCUUGAACCCGCAGCCUUCGAGCGCAGAGCCCUUCCCCGGCUUGGUGGGAAGCUCCAUCAGUAUUCAAGACGGUAAAUUCACCGAUAGCGUGGUCUCCUGGAACGGAGGCGAUGAUUCAUUCUACGAGUAUCUGAUCAAAGCGUACGUGUAUGACCCCACUCGCUUUGCGACCUACAAGGAUCGCUGGGUCCUUGCAGCGGAAUCCACUAUCAAGAAUCUCGCGUCGCACCCGAAGCCCCGCCCCGAGUUGACAUUCCUGUCUUCGUACAACAACGGAAAUUAUGACCUGAGCUCCCAGCACUUGACCUGCUUUGAUGGAGGCAGCUUCCUUCUGGGUGGUACUGUGCUUGGCCGACAGGAUUUCAUUGACUUUGGUCUUGAUCUUGUCCACGGUUGCGAGGCUACCUACAAUGAGACGCUCACAAAGAUCGGUCCCGAUUCCUUCGGAUGGGAUCCGUCUAAGGUGCCAAGUGACCAGCAGGAUUUUUACGAGAAGGCCGGCUUCUACAUCAACAGCGGGUACUACGUCCUCCGUCCGGAGGUGAUCGAAAGCUUCUAUUAUGCGUACCGUGUCACGGGUGCUGAAAUCUACCGCAACUGGGUUUGGAACGCUUUUGUUGCCAUCAAUGCCACCACUCGCACCGACUCCGGCUUUGCCGGCAUCACCAAUGUGAAUGCUCCUAACGGUGGCUCCAAGGACGACAACCAGGAGAGCUUCCUUUUUGCCGAAGUUCUGAAGUACAGUUACAUGGUUCAUGCUGAAGAUGCGGAAUGGCAAGUUCAGAAGGGUGACAAGAACACGUUCGUUUUCAACACCGAGGCCCACCCCUUCAGUGUCAAGCAUACCUAA
Messenger RNA from Penicillium chermesinum, 1539 nucleotides. RefSeq names its product glycoside hydrolase family 47 protein. NCBI's taxonomy places the organism in Eukaryota, Fungi, Ascomycota, Eurotiomycetes, Eurotiales, Aspergillaceae. The record is from RefSeq and is a predicted model, not a curated record. Gene Ontology annotation, biological process: N-glycan processing; carbohydrate metabolic process. Gene Ontology annotation, cellular component: endoplasmic reticulum; Golgi membrane. The coding region runs from base 1 to 1539 and encodes 512 amino acids. The transcript has 4 exons. Gene Ontology annotation, molecular function: mannosyl-oligosaccharide 1,2-alpha-mannosidase activity; calcium ion binding.